AUGGGUUUGUCUCUGAAGAGCAAAAGACUAAGACAAGCACAACCGGAGAUUCAGAUUCCAAUGGAGUUGGUGACAGAGAUCCUUACGAGUUUGCCUACUAAAUCCCUAAUGAGAUUCAACUGCGUCUCAAAGCUUUUGUCAUCUCUCAUUCGAUCCCAAUAUUUUACAAACCGUAUUCAUAAGUUCCCAUCACAACGUCUUUACAUGUGUUUAUCCGUCCGCAACGAUAAUCGUAAAACUGUAAUCCUGUCAUCAGCUCCAGACGCUACUACUACUACUACUACUCCGUCUACUUCCUUUGUGGUUAACCACGAACUGACCAUCCCAUACAUGAACCUAAGAAACAUGCAGAGUCUUUGUGGCUUCAUGUGCGAGGGUAACUCAUAUUUUAGAAUGCCUCGAAUCUACAACCCUGCCACCAGACAACUUGUGAACUUACCAACCAGGUAUUCAGAUUCUCGACAAAAAUCCAGGGCAUUCUAUUAUUUCGGACACGACCCUGUUAACAAUCAGUACAAAGUAUGCUCAAUUGAGGUUCAGAAUCCAGAGCAUUGGGUCUUAGUCCUAAAACCUGGAGCCUCUUGGAAAAAGGCGGCUCCGACUUCAUUUGACUUUUGUCCUUAUCCCCAACCAGGAAUUUCUAUCAAUGGGGUUAUAUAUUACAUGGCUUUCGCUGAUAAGUAUAAGUAUAACUAUAUUGUUAUGCUUGUGAGCUUCGACAUUGGAUCUGAAGAGUUCGAAACGAUCCAAAUGCCUCCUAUAGAAGUUACGUCCGAUAAGGUGAGACUUAUAGAGUAUGAUGGAAAAUUAACUGUGUUUGAGCAUACCCAUCUUAUGGAAAAGGGUAAGGUGCAUUUAUGGGUUUUGAAAGAUGUCGGGAACAAGGAAUGGUCGAGGAAGACUUUGGUUUUGAAGCACUCUCAGUUCCAUUUGGUCGAUUUCGACCGUGGCAUUGGUUUUGAUGUAAAAGGUACAAGUCAAAGUGGCAAGGUUUUACUGAUACCAAAAUAUUUUUGUUCUCCUUUACACAUUCUCUGUUAUGAUCUGCAAAGCAAUGAUAUGAGGAAAAUUGACAUCAAAGGUAUACCAGAGCACUGCUUUAGCAAUGGAAGAUACGAGUUUGUCGACCUCAUGUUUAUGGAUCAGAGUGAGAGCAUUUUGUACUUGGAGACUUGA
Messenger RNA from Microthlaspi erraticum, 1176 nucleotides. NCBI's taxonomy places the organism in Eukaryota, Viridiplantae, Streptophyta, Magnoliopsida, Brassicales, Brassicaceae. The record is from the annotation of a GenBank genome assembly.